Messenger RNA from Camponotus floridanus (Florida carpenter ant), 2858 nucleotides. RefSeq names its product Plasminogen activator inhibitor 1. Lineage: Eukaryota; Metazoa; Arthropoda; Insecta; Hymenoptera; Formicidae. The record is from RefSeq and is a predicted model, not a curated record. The transcript has 15 exons. Gene Ontology annotation, molecular function: serine-type endopeptidase inhibitor activity. The coding region runs from base 191 to 2689 and encodes 832 amino acids.
CUUCCUCACAGAUGGGCUUUAUAAUACACCGGAUCGUCAAGCUGACCGGUUUUAAUCUUUAACGUGCAUCGCGUCAGUCCACCUAUUGUGAGCGUUAAAGGCUGGAAAUCACGCUAAUUUAUAAAAUCUAACACCAAUUUGUGUUACAAAAGGUUAACAAAUUCUAACAGUGCGCAGCAAUUCAUCAAUCAUGCGGUCCAAAUUGGAAUAUCUACUGUGCUUCUCGAUCAUGUUAAUUUUUAUAAAAAAAUGUGUGUGCGUCGUGACGCCAAAUCCUGUAGAGACAAAUAUUUCUUCACAAAUUACUCCCCAAACUGAAGAUGACGAAGACUUCGUACCCUAUCAUGGAGAACGCUUCAGUGUCUUCGAUUGGAUGUUGUUCAGGAAUCUGGCCAAAACGAAUGCAGGGAAUAUAUUACUAUCGCCGAUAUCCAUAAAAUUAGCAUUAGUCCUUCUUUAUGAAGGCGCUCAAGAUCAAACCGCACGUGAACUUGCAGAAGUCAUGCAACUUCCGCUUAGUGUGCUGGCCACUCGAGAGAAGUUUAACAAUAUUUUAAAAUCUCUGCAAGCUCCAUCCUCUGCGUAUACUUUGAAUAUUGGAUCGCGUAUUUACAUCGAUAAUAAUGUGUUGACUAGGCAACGUUACGCAGCGACAGUAAAAACCUUUUACAAUACUGAUGUGAUCAAUGCCAAUUUGUCUGACACGCAUACAAUCGCGACUAAAGUUAAUUCUUGGAUCAGUAAUGUUACGAAUGGACACAUUGAAAAAAUGAUAGAUAAUGAAGAAACCUUGGAAAACUCGGUAAUGCUGAUCGCGAAUGGACUAUUCUUCAAAGGUGCUUGGCGCCGCAAGUACUUUGCGCCCGAGAACACUCGCGUUUCUAAAUUUUACAUCAACGCCAAUGAAAGCGUAGAUGUACAAUAUAUGCAUACCAUAAGCCGAUUUUAUUAUGCUGAAUCAUCAAGACUCGGCGCAAAGAUUCUGCGGAUUCCGUACGAUGGUUCUAAAUUUGCCAUAUAUAUUAUACUGCCGCAUAUGUCGACUGUGGAUCAUGUUAUCAAACAAAUUAAUCCAUUCGUACUGUCGAGCGAUCUAUGGGCCAUGCAGGAAUUGCCUCUCAAUGUUUGGAUUCCAAAAUUCAAAUUCGAAUUCACAAGCCACUUGGAAAAUACUUUGCGCGAGCUUGGUAUUCGUGAUAUUUUCGAUAAUACUGCACUGUUGACUGGAAUAGCAAAGACAAAACGGGCUUCAAAACAUUUACAGGUGUCUGAUGUGAUGCAUAAAACUGGAAUAGAAGUAAAUGAAAACGGGACAAUUGCUUAUGCUGCUACAGAAAUACAAAUUGGAAAUAAGAUAGAAGAAGGCACAUUCUAUGCCAAUCAGCCAUUUGUAUUUUACAUUGAGGAUGAAACAACUGGCACCAUUCUGUACGUAGGUCUAGUACGGAAUCCCCUGAAUGAAACCGGAACUACAGGGAAAAUACAGCAAGAACUUCCAUCACGAUUUAAUCUGAAUGCAACGACAGUAACACCCAGUCCUGCUGCAACCGGUAUUGAAGAUCGAUAUGGCUUUUUCAAUAUCGAUCUCCUGCAGAGAGUGAACGAGGACAACGAGGGUAAUCUAAUACUGUCUCCUGCCAGCGCAAAAGUUGCCCUCACGAGUCUGGUGGAAGGCACGGGUGGUCAAACACGACAAGAAUUGCUUGCGGCUUUGAGAUUACCACCGGAUGAAUUUACUAUCAGAAGGAUAACAAGACGCACUCUCAUGUCUCUAAAAAGUUAUCAAAAUGGUACGGAAAUCGACGUAGCGACUCGGCUAUGGAUUAAUCCAAUGAUUAGGACAUCUCCUGGUUAUACGAGUGCUUUGUAUAAUAAUUAUGGAACCGAUAUCCAGCAGCUGAAUUUUGGAGACGCAAAUGUUGCGGCGAACAGGAUCAACGCUUGGGUUCGUGAAAAUACAAAGAAUAACAUCAAGUCGAUCAUUCAACCUGGUACUGUUUCCGCCGACACUCAGAUACUGUUAACUUCGGUGUUAUAUUUUAAAGGACAAUGGAUGAAAUCCUUCGAUAAGGAUGCUACGCGUACGCGAUGUUUCCGUGUUCCCGUACUUGGUUGCAAAGACGUUCCUAUGAUGGAGAGCACUUCUCAGUAUCGAUACGCUUAUGUAGCUUCCCUCGAUGCUGACGUUGUGGAAAUCCCAUACUCAAAUGGCAGGACAUCUAUGCUGAUAUUCCUUCCAUUUCAUGAGGAAAGUGAUCCAUAUCUUCAAAUCUUAUCCAAAGAUCUCUCAUAUGUGACAAUGAGAACUUUGUUAAGCAGUCUCAACGAAACCGAAUUAGUGCUUUCUAUUCCACGGUUCAAUAUCGAAAGUAAAUUGAAUUUAGCUUCCCCUUUAAUGCGCAUGGGCGUAUUGGACAUUUUCGGUACGAGAGCGAAUUUUACAGGAUUCAUACAUAAUGAUUAUUUGCGAAUAGGAAAUAUAAUUCAAAAUGCUAAGAUAGAAGUCAACGAAGAGGGAACUAUCGCUGUUGCUGCAACAGAACUCACGAUUGUACCACUCAUGGGUAACACAGCAAUUUUCAUAGCAAACAGACCAUUUAUCUUUGCUAUAGUUGAUCUGAAUACAACUGAGACUCUUUUUGCUGGUCGUGUCAUGGAUCCUUCCAUGAGCAACUCAGGAAAUUUUUAGAGAAGCUCAAUAUUCAGCUAUAGCUGUUUUUUUUUUAUUUAAAAGUGCUUCGAAAGUAUAAAAAAAUGAUCAUUUAUGUAUAUAAUAUUACUUUUUAUACUGUACCUAUGUUUAUCAUUACAAAGUAAAUGAUUGUUCAUUCUUUUAUACUCAAAUAAACAACAAAUUA